Messenger RNA from Eutrema salsugineum, 1032 nucleotides. RefSeq names its product peroxidase 44. The transcript has 3 exons. Gene Ontology annotation, molecular function: heme binding; peroxidase activity. Bases 1 to 1032 code for a protein of 343 amino acids. Gene Ontology annotation, biological process: hydrogen peroxide catabolic process; response to oxidative stress. NCBI's taxonomy places the organism in Eukaryota, Viridiplantae, Streptophyta, Magnoliopsida, Brassicales, Brassicaceae. The record is from RefSeq and is a predicted model, not a curated record.
AUGCAUUUUAAGGGCACUUGGAUAUAUCAACACCAAAAACUUAGCAGUACCAUUCACAGGAGCGGCAAAGUAAAGAAGAGCUCAUCAUUCAAAAUGAGGUCAAUCACAGCUUUGUUUUUCCUUUUCUGCUUCCUUGUUCCCUCUUCUUUUGCGCAGCUCCGAUUUGGGUUCUACGGACGCUCAUGCCCUCGCGCCGAGUCUAUUGUUGCUAAUGUUGUUGCCAACCGUUUCCGCCGUGACCGUAGCAUUACCGCAGCAUUGCUUCGUAUGCAGUUUCAUGAUUGCUUUGUCAGGGGUUGUGAUGCUUCCCUCUUGAUCGACCCAAGACCCGGAAGGCCAUCAGAGAAAAGCACCGGACCAAAUGCAAGUGUGAGAGGCUACGAGAUCAUUGAUGAGGCAAAGAGACUGCUCGAGGCUGCUUGUCCCCGAACUGUCUCAUGCUCAGACAUUGUUACUCUAGCCACCAGAGACUCUGUCGCAUUAGCUGGUGGUCCAAGGUUCUCAGUACCAACAGGAAGACGUGAUGGAUUAAGGUCAAGCCCCAAUGAUGUGAACUUGCCCGGACCAACAAUUCCCGUGGCUGCAUCCAUCAAUUUAUUUGCAGCUCAAGGCAUGAACACGAACGACAUGGUUACACUUAUUGGUGGUGGCCACAGCGUCGGUGUUGCCCAUUGCAGUCUCUUCCGGGAUAGGCUUAACGACCCUGCAAUGGAACGCACAUUGAAUGCUAGGUUGAGGAACACAUGUCGCGCUCCAAAUGACCCAUCUGUGUUCUUGGACCAAAGGACUCCAUUCAUUGUGGAUAACGCAAUCUACGGAGAGAUCAGAAGACAGAGAGGAAUCCUGAGGAUUGAUCAAAACAUGGGUCUCGAUAGAUCAACACGUGGAAUUGUGUCGAGUUUUGCAUCAAGCAAUGUGCUCUUUAGACAGAGAUUUGCUCAAGCAAUGGUGAAAAUGGGUACCAUUAAGGUUCUUACUGGACGAUCCGGAGAGAUCAGGAGGAACUGCAGAGUCUUCAACAACGGACGUUGA